This is a messenger RNA of Wyeomyia smithii (pitcher-plant mosquito), 20027 nucleotides long. Its product is annotated as ELAV-like protein 3. The coding region runs from base 1073 to 2122 and encodes 349 amino acids. Gene Ontology annotation, cellular component: ribonucleoprotein complex. Gene Ontology annotation, molecular function: RNA binding. The record is from RefSeq and is a predicted model, not a curated record. NCBI's taxonomy places the organism in Eukaryota, Metazoa, Arthropoda, Insecta, Diptera, Culicidae. The transcript has 8 exons.
UUGGCUUAAUUCUGUUUCACCCUCCGCCAAGUGAACAAGUUGCGCGUUUUUUUCGGGCCGUUCGAUUUUCUUUCAUUUCCGUUUAGUUUUUGUUUUCGGUUCUUUGAGUUCCUGUUAGAAAUCUUUAGUUUACGCUACCUUUGUGCUUUUCUUUGAAACAUUAUCCCGACGCCUGGAAGGUGCUUAUGUAUCCUGGAACUGGUGGACAGUCGGUAAUAUUGCGCUACGAAUUUACAGACUAAGUAGGAAAACAAUUGUACUGACAAAUCGGUUUCUUUUCACCUCUCGAUUAAAUGUGAAUAACGUAUAACGUGCAUCAAAAACGACAAGUGUGAUUCAAACUAAUAUUACGCUUAUGAUUUUACGUCGUUUUAUUUUAGUGACACUUUGAGGUUUAUUCCUAUGAAAACCGAUGACUCAAUAUGCGCUGUUGAGUUACGUAAACUUUCCAUGCAGUGAUAAAAAGCAGAAGAAGCUAUAGAACGUGCAAUCGAGGAUGCGGAAAAUAGUGCAAAUGUAAAUUAAAAUAAGAAGCGCGCAGAAUAUAGCAACCGCAAACCAAAAAUAGCAAUAUUUAUGACUUUUGUUUGAAGCUUAUUUAUUAUUGUAGCAAACAGUUUUUUCAUUUGAAUUGCAAAACCCUAGCGAAGGUACGUCACGAGCGAAGAAAAGCAUCCGCUAAAUCAACGGAAACGGGAUUUAUCACGCCAGCCAAUAUUGUCUUUUCCGGCUUACACAAAGACACAUACACACACACAUAUACCAAUCAAGCAACCAACUUCACACGAGAAGCUAGGCGAAUAUCAACAGUAUUACUAUCGUAUAAGUCUAAACCAAGGAAGAAGCAGUUGAAACCUGACGUAGAAAUACAAUAAAUUUUAAAUCGCUGCAUAGGAGCAGAUUUUUAGCAAUCGUGCACCUGUGAACCAAAUAGUAACGGAAAAGAGACUAUACAUAUACAUAUACGCUCGAUCUGCACUUUUUACAAGUGCCAAAGAACCCAGGUUCUUUUACUAUUAGUACCAGAACAACUAUCCGAACCCGAGUGCAUCCCGGAGAGCGCCGGACCGGCAUGAUGACGAACGGCAUUGCGGAUAACCAGCAGAAUGGAGGUGGAGGCCAGGAAGACUCGAAGACCAAUCUCAUCGUCAAUUAUCUGCCACAGCAAAUGACCCAGGAGGAGAUCCGGUCGUUAUUUUCCAGUAUUGGUGAGGUCGAGAGCUGCAAACUGAUUAGGGAUAAAGUUACGGGUCAAAGUUUAGGCUAUGGCUUCGUAAACUACCAGCGCGCGGAGGAUGCCAGCAAAGCGAUCAAUACACUAAACGGCCUAAGAUUGCAAAAUAAACAGAUUAAGGUAUCAUUUGCACGACCAAGUUCCGAAGCAAUAAAAGGGGCGAACCUAUACGUAUCCGGGCUACCAAAGAAUAUGCUGCAAGCGGAUCUGGAAUCGCUGUUCAGUCCGUACGGACGAAUAAUCACCUCCCGCAUACUGUGUGACAAUAUAACGGCACGUCAGUAUGGUUCAGCUUCUGGAGAAACUUCACCCGGUCUUUCUAAAGGGGUUGGAUUUAUUCGUUUUGAUCAGCGCAUGGAAGCCGAAAAGGCAAUCAAAGAACUGAACGGGACGAUACCGAAAGGAUCUACCGAACCGAUCACAGUUAAGUUUGCCAACAAUCCUAGUAACACCAAAACCGUCCCUCCGUUGGCUGCAUAUCUUGGACCACAAGCUGCCCGUCGCUUUCCCGGGCCAAUCCAUCAUCCGACAGGGCGAUUCAGUGCUAUUCCCAAUUACAGAUACUCACCACUGGCAGGGGACCUACUAGCGAACACGAUGAUUCCGACUAAUGCCAUUGCCAACGGAUCCGGCUGGUGUAUUUUCGUGUAUAAUCUGGCACCGGAAACGGAAGAGAACGUAUUGUGGCAGUUGUUCGGACCAUUCGGAGCAGUGCAAUCGGUGAAAGUCAUCAAGGAUUUGCAAACCAACAAGUGCAAGGGGUUCGGUUUCGUAACUAUGACUAACUACGACGAGGCGGUUGUUGCUAUUCAAUCCUUGAAUGGUUACACCCUCGGUAACCGGGUGCUACAGGUCAGCUUCAAGACCAACAAGUCCAAGAAUGCGUAAGAUGCUAGUCAACGGUUGCUGCUAGCGAUGAGCAGAUCCGACUGUUUUCAGUUUCGUUGAAGAUAUAUGUUAUCAACAAGUGUUUCAAGCGAUAAUUUCUUUUUGAACCAAUCGACACUAAGUUAUCUGAAGAAAAAUGUCAGUAUUCGUACUUAAUGUGAAACGAGAAAAGCUUUAAAGCCUUUCGGUUUUAUAAAGAGAGAAUGCGAAUGAGUUUAGCUAACUAAACCAGAUCAAAUGGAAAAUUUUCCAAAGGUAGCGAACAAGAAAGCUAAAAUUGUGACCCAACUUAUGGCCAACGAAUGUGUGAUUGCAAUACUUUGCAACAAUGAUUCCAAGAUUUUUUAGCCCAAACCUAGAGACUUUCAUUGGAAGCACUUUUCGGAUUUUAAAUCAUGGGUAUCGAUCGGUAUGCAUAAGUGUUUAGAAAGUUUGUAGUUUAUACAUACAGUUUACAAAAAAAGAGCUUAGGAAAUCUGAAACAACAGCAGUAUAAAACUAAUUCAUUUAUUGGAUAGUGUGUUUUGUUUUUUUCGAAUUUGCUUCUGGAAUUUUAUUUGUUGGCUUUCGGUUGGUAUUCUCUUAAUUUCAGUUACUUAUGUGCUGUUAUAGGACAACUUCAGUUAGUAUGUUUUGUUAGGUUAACUGGUGAAAUUAGUGUAGCGGAUGUUUUAUUUGACGUUUUAAUGCAUUUUGUUCUUCUGUCACAUAUGAGUUAUUAUUGUAUUUGUUUGAUUGUUAUGGAUAAUAAAGUAUCAAAAUAGAUGCAAAACAUCAACAGUAGGGGAAGCGAGAAGAAAUUAUUCUAUCUCAAUACGAUUAAGGGUAUGAACGAAACCGAUUGAAUUCGAUUCUAGUCAGCAAAAAUAAUUUAUUAGUAUUUGAAUGUAAAGCGGUUGAAAAAAAUUUUUUUACAGCUUUCAUCGGUUUUUUUUUGUGUAACUGUAAUCAUACCUGCACUUUAUCACACUAUUAUGAUUAUAUAUUUAUUGGGUUUAAUUUUUAAGUUUGAGGUAUCGUUUGUUUUCCUCUUUUGCACUAUUCGUUCAAAAAAUUAUAACGAUCGAAAGAAAUACACUAUACAAAAGUUAAACAUGUUGAGUUUCAUUCUAUUCUUCGUUAUUUUUUUCCUUUUGUUUAUGCAAAAUUCUAAUGGUUUUGUCGAAAUUUGACUUAUGGACAGAUCCAUAAACUAUACCUUUCAAAAAAGGAUUGAGACCCUUAUGCCUAACGUACGUUGAUUAUGCGAGUCGAAAUAAAAUGAUAAACAUAUUUGUGCAAUUGAUUGCUGACGUCAUACCAUGCCCCACUGUUUGCAUUACUUCAAACGAAUAUCGCAGCAGGUACGAGGUAAAAUCGAUUAAAGCUUCGAAAAAGUCUUAUGUUCAAUGAAAUUCGUCCAUAAGUGGAAAAAGAGACUACAACAUUAGAAUGAACAACUUUUACAAUUGAGAUUUUUAGCAUUGUUUGGAGAGUUUAUUGAAAGUUUUUUUUUGGAAACGAAAAUUUGCCAUUUUCCCGUUAUUUCAUUUGAAAUUUUUACAAUUAUUACACAACAUUUGAAAACACAAAGAAAAAACUAACUAGCAGCCCAAGUAUCGUUCGUGUGCAUCACUGGCAAGCAUUAGAAAUCAACAACAGUAACAAUAACACUUUCAGACAAGAUAGAAAUCACCAAAAUCAUAAUAACAUAGAGGUUGUGCUAGUUUACUAACCGUCGCGAUGGCAUUCGUGCUUGUGAAACAGGUAGGUUAUGUGUCAAAAACUAUACCAGACGUACAUUCCACAUCUAGAGCUAAGCCGAACGAAACAACUCCUGAGGAAUACAGAACAAAUAAUUGCUUUGCGUUUCCUAGGACUUCCUGGUCACUUAAAAAUUUUAUCAUAUUCAGCUAGUACUUCGAUUACUCUAUGAGUACUACUAUAUAAUGAAUUGAAUAUUAUAUUUAUCACUCCGAAUCAACUGAACAAAAAAAAUGAUGAAGAAACCAAAGUCAGAUAUUUACAUGCAGAUAGAAUAUAACACGUUCAACAUAACGUAUAUAAUUACUUGUCCUUCUUAAAAUAUUAUAAAUUAAUUUGGUGUUGUUCUGAGCAGUUGUAUCAUUAUAAAACUUAUCAACGUCUAUUAACAAAACAAAACGAAAAAUAUUAACGUAUUUAAAUUUUUCCAUAAUUAGUAGCGAAUCAAGUGAAGAGAUGUGAAGGAAUAUACAUUCUUAACCAGCUUUUGUUAAGUGAACAUUCUUACAAGUAUUAACCUAAUUGCUAGACAAAAUGAAUCAAACGGUGCACUCUCCUACAUUUAUCGGAUCGAAUCUAGUCACACAGAGCAGAGCACUUCACCAGAUCGAAUAGUUUCUGUGUCAAUUUGGUUCCAUAAUAAUCGUCUGUUUAUUUUCUUCGACCAGCAAGUAAUUGAGUUUGAGAAGAACUUUAAUAGGUAGAACCUUUGGACAAACAGGCUUAAAUUACUCGUAAAGCAUCCUUUUUCGUGUUUUCUAGAUAUCAAAUAACAACUAUAGUGAAAAAUCGAAAGUGAAUCAAACCAAAAUGAGAAAUCAACCGAGAUUGUAUAAAAUGUGAUCCCACCAAGAUAAAAUUAAUACACUACAAGAACAAGAGAAGAAGUACUACAAUUUAUUAGGUAAAUUACAAUAAACAAAAAAAGACAAGUAAACGUUUUAGAUCGUGAGCAUUUAGAUAAGGAUAAAAGCGAUAUAUUAUAGAAAAGUGGAAAUUAAAAACACGUUAACAUUUUUGAUAUUGAUAGACAAUUGAACAAACUACUAGUACUCCUAGCAAUCGAGUUUUAUAUUCCAAACACAAAAAAACACCUAUGGAUGCUGGAAUCAUAAUCGAUCGCUGGACUCCUAAAUACAACCUAACAGAUAGAUAUACGGAGCGUUCUAGCAAUUAGGGAAGCAAAAUUCGCAGCAUUUCGAAAAUAUGACGUUGGAUGUUUACGUGUUACUUAAUUCAGGCGUUGCGUUAUUUAUGUCACAAACUGUAUUAUUCUGUACGCAAUGAGCAUCGGAGAGAGCCCAUGCCGUUGGGUUAUAAUCGAAAAAAAAAAAAAAAUUAGGCAAAACUAAAUCUCAUAAGAUAGGUAAACAGCUAAUGUGCUCAAUCUCGGUCAAUGCAUACCGUAUGUGUACAUGUUUUAUACGUUCCGUGUUGCAUGUUUUUCAUUGUCAAAGUAACUCUUUUCAUUGGUUGUGUGAAGAUGCCCGUCAAGCAAUAAAGCAUACUUAUCGAAUAUUAACGUAUGCAUGAUAAGAGGACCCAGUACCCAUAUACUAUAGAGUAUUGUUGAUUCUUUAAUUUCGUAACAGUUUUUUUUUUUGCUUUGAAGUGUCAUGUUGAAUGUCGAGUUUUUGCCGAAAAAAAUUGGCUUGUUUUCCUGUUAGUGAAUCUCAAUUUUGAUAAUGAAACUCAAUUUUGAUCAUCCAUAUUCAACAGUUAUGUAACUUGCAUAAUAUUUCAUUAAACUAAGAAAGUUCAUUUUUAUACUCCAAAUACCAUUGAUUUCAAUUGUAUCCAACAAAUUAAAUACGAUUUUUAUCAUUUCACGUCACGGUGAAAUUCUUUUUGACUUUGAUAAAACCAAAACAGCACUGUAUUUUAAUAACUUCCAUGACGUUCAAUAGGGAACUAGUUAUUUUGUUUUUUUUUUUUUUUUGAUAUCAUACUCAACUAUUGUUCCGCUUAAUUGAAUCGUAUGCCUGUUUAAAGCCUACUUCCUUCACCAUUCAACAGUUCGCAUUGCAAAUCACAACUAGAUUCACCGCGCACGUUUUCUUUCCUGCCAUUACACUAGUAAAAAAAUCAUCAUACGGAUUCGCACCAACUUGGCCAAGUACAACGCCAAGUAUUCAAUGAAAUAGUGUGGGAUUAAAAGAUGAUAUUUUAGACAUUAUGGCAUACUUUGACUAUCCUUAAUCGAUCUGAACUUACUUCUGAAACAUAAAUAUGUGAUUUGUGGGUAACUCUUGGAAACAUUUGUUAUCCUGAAAAAAUCAUUUGAAAUUCAACAGUUCUUCUCGCAAAGCCUAUUAAUUUAUUUCCAAGAUAGAUACUGUAGAAUGGGUGACAUAAAUCAGCUAAACAAUCCCGAUAAAAUGUACUGAAUAAAAAAAUAUGGAUUUUACAACACUAGAUAGGGUUUACAUGUGCCCUAAAAUAACUUUCACGAUACGGGGCGAUUUUCCUCAACCAUUUGCGAAAGUGUGGUAUCCAAGUCCCUGCUCUCAUCUUCGCCGCUUUCUGAAACGAUUAUUUGUCUUUUUCUUCCUGGCAGCCGUUUUUCUACGAUAGUGAACUUUUGGAGUCUAGUUGGCUGCUUUCAUCGUUCUUCGUCUCGCCAUUGCUUCUGCUACUUUGUUUAUUUGUAUCGGCUGUUGGUUUUAUCUCGGCUUGCGUUUCGCCGUUUCGCCAUUCCUGUGCAGAAUAUUCCAACAUGUACUUUUUAGUGCAAAAUUGCCAGUUUUGAAGUAGAAUACUUCUCUCAGGAAGUUCGGCUAUAUAGGGAUGUGAAAUGAAAAUCUAAAACCGAAAAAAGUGAAAAAAUUUGUCCAAUUUCAAAUGCUAAUAAAUCAGUUAGUGUUCGAUGGAUUUCCUUCGUUCUUGUAGCAAUAGAUUGAAAAAUCUUCUAAGAUUCUUCCCAAAAGAAGAUAAUUGUAUUUUUUUUAUUCACACUAUUGUACUAUUGAAAAUAGUCAAGUCUUGUCAAAAUUCGACCUCUGAUUGGUCGUUAUAUGAUUGCUUCCCAAGUAAGAACGACAGAAUCAUAUACCUUGCAAUUGAAAACAUGCUAUUUGGCCUAUAUAAGAGCCUGUUUCAGGCGAAGCCGCUCAUAAUAGUUCUAGACAGCGACAACAGCAGUCGUCCUUCCUUAGCAGCAGCACUAGCCCUGUGGUUGGUCACCACGUCUCAGGAGCAGCGCGGUUCUUCUCAGCGUGUGUCGCCAAACUGCCAUCAUUCCCUCCGUGUUGGGGCAGCAUGAAGAUUGCCAUCAGGAAAUCCAAUUUUGAAAAUCAAAAUGCCUUUUUCAAGGCAAAUAAACAAGUCAUUGAAAGUUAAUAAUUUUUGACAACGCAAGCAAGCAUUCUCUGUUGGAUCCUAGCAAUUUAAAUCUGUCGCACCCGUCUAAUUUACUGAAUAUGAAAUAGCUUCCACAGUGCAUGUUGUCCGUGCAUUUUAAUUCCCCCACUGUUAGGGCAGCUCAAAGGUUGCGAUCAGCAACCGAUUUUGAACCGCAAAAUGCCUUUUUCAAGGCAAAUAAACAAGAAAUGGAAGCUUAAUAAUUUUCAAAUUCAGUUGUAGUUGUCUAAUUUUUACUUUAUCGAGUUAACCCCCACUGUUGGGGCAGCGCAAAGGCUGCGAUCAGCAUAACCGACUUGAAUAACAAACUGCCCUGUUAGAACGCAUUCACAAAAGCAGUUAGUUCGAUUAUGCAGAGCUAACAUGAAGUCGAUUCUUUCAAACAGCUUGAACAGAAUUUCGUCGUCUCCCAGCUGCUCAGUUGCAACAUGAUGCAACACGAAAUAGCGAGCAAAUGAAAUUGCUCACUGUUACAAACCGCAACACGAUACGUGUGAAAAUCGUUGCGUGUGUGAAAGCACCAUCGGUGUUUAUUCGCUGGGUACGAAUAUCAUAUGCGAAUUGUGGAAUAAUUCGUCUGAAGAACAUUAGAGAAUGGAAAAACUGAACUCAAAGGCGUGGCCUAUUUCGUAGUACCCUUCGGCUAUAAAAGAGUGUUUCUGGGAAAACUAGCUACAUUCAUUAGUCGGAAGGUGAGCUGGAUGGACCGUCCACAACGUUGACAGCAGAUAUCAGCACUCAGCAGUAACAGAGGAUAUCAGCGGGUUGCGCCUGUGGCUACCUUCAAAUUAAACAAAUUACUUGCCCUGUGGUUGGUCACCACGUCUCAGGCCUCUGCCAGGCUGACUUUCGUAUGAUAGCGGCGGUAUUAGCGGUAGAUGCAUUUGCCAACACUUACUCCAGUAAAGCCGUGUCUAAUUUUCAAUGUGAAAACACCUUUCUAUUGUGUUGGCCGUGCGCAUUAGGCCUCUGCCAGGCUAAACGCGAAAAGCGGCGCGAUCUGAUUCGUCCGGCCGUAGGUUAAUGUACAGCCGUAAGUAGAGCUGUGUAAAAGUAUUCUACUUCAACCUUGCGGUCGUGGCUUUGCACACAACCCUCCUGUGAUUUUUUUUCUGGUCGGUAUAUGAAACACGACUCAGAAAAGACUAAAAAAUUACCAACUCAAAUUUGAUGUAGCUGGGAAUUGGUUGAUGCAAGCUCAUUCGCAAGAGAACGCAAUACCGAACUGUAUCGCCUUGCCCAGGUUGAAAUCUAGUAUCAUAUUAUCUCUGAGGAUUUUUUCCAUCUCUAGAAAUUGGAGGCCGUAUAGGGCAUACUCGAAAAUUAGCCAAGACGGACACUAUUUUUGAAAGAGCGUCAAUAGCUUCUACUAUUCACACUCGACGAGGAAAAAAGCAGUGAAUAUCAGCAAAAAGGCACAACGAACAGCAAUUUCGAUCAACCAAAGGAUAUCGAAUGUCAAUUAUUGUUCUCGAGGUCAAAAGAACUUCCUUUUCUUUUGGCUGGAAGACGAACACCAACCUAUUUCUAGAUACGUCCGAUUGAUCUGAAAUCAUUACUAAAUUCCUUCUACAUCAAUGAUAUGAAGUUAAUUGUAAAAAAGUUGAAACUAAAAAUAAGACAUCAUCUCUUAAGAAGAACUUUGUCUUACAUUUUUCCAACACCUGCAAGUUUUGGCAAAAAUAUUUAAAGUAAAAAUAAACUUUGAUAUUUCUUUGCGAAAAAAAAUCGGAAGUAUUGUGUGCAAAACCAUGACAGCAAGGUUGACGUUGAUCUACAUAAAACUGUUUGUGACAUUGCUUGCAGUGUUUAGACGUAUCAAUAGCUCACAGACAAUAGGAUGGUAUAGUGUAAAGUCGUAUGUGCCGUGUGCCGUUUUUUUCGAAAGGUGGCUGGGAAAUCUGCAAGCAGACACCUGAAAUUAGGAGAGUGACGCUGGUGUAGUUACACUCCCACAGACACCCACCUACUCGGCCUAUUCCGGACCUACUAAAACCUCUCCAGUCUCCAGUUAUUUGUGCUUUUUGCUUUUUACUUUAUAAUCCCUAGCUAACUACCUGGAGACUGGUAAUUAGCUACCACUGGCGUGUUGGUGGUUGACCCGCCACACGAGUUGCAGCUCCAGGACAAUCAGAGAGGCGGCUGCACCAACCGCGCUCCAGAUGUCCAGGUGGUCGCACAUCGCUUCACCAUGGUCCCACCCGACCGAACCGGAUACCCCCGGAAUAAGUUAGUGCGUUCAUCUACCCUUUAGUUUGCCACGGUAACCCGAUCAGAAGAGCAUAACUAAAGAAUUUCAAAGUUCUAUCUACACGAGAUACAAAUAACAUAUUUUGACACGAUUCACUAUUUUCCAAUAUGUUUUAGAUAACAAAAGUUAAUCUGAAAUAAAUAUGAUAACAAAUCCUGAAAGGAAGUUGUUCUGAACCAAAUCUUCCAAAUAUUUCGUCUCUAUCAAAAGCUGUUGUUUCUAACAAUGGUUGUUAUCAACUUGUUUGAUAUGCCAUCUUAUUUUGUUAGAAAGAUGAUGCGUUAGUAACAAAAUUUGAUACUAGUAGAAUCAUUUUUGUUAUAAUUUCUGUUAUUUUCACACCUAACGGGAUAAAAAAACACAACCUGUAAAGUGUUUGGCUUAACUAACCAACAGCUUCUGUUUCAUUUUUGUUUUGCCUUUUUGAUCGGGAACUGCUAGUACCUAGAGCUCUGAACCACACUGGUCCACAAUACCUGAGUAUGGACGAAACCACGCUGGCAAGAAGUUUUCGCUUGCUGCCAUGCACCGCUGAGCUAUUGGACAUCAUACGCGAUAGUGCUGCAAUUUCCGAUGACGCCCUUCUGCAGGCAUAGACGACGUGGCUCCCAAACGUGGGAUUGUCGUCGACCAUAACCCCCAAGAGCUUUAGAGAUUGCUUCGAGGUGAUAGUGUUGUCUUCGACUCUGUCACCGUCUGUUGCUCCGGUUGACGGUUGUUCACGGCCGUGACCACCGUCUCAUCAUGCGCUAGCUCCAGUUUCCUGGAGUGCAUCCUUGCGUAUACGGUGCGCGGCCGUCAUCUCGACCUCCUCGAUCGACUCGCCGUAGACCUCAAGCGUUAUGUUCUCUGCAAAGCCGACAAUCACACUACACGUGACUUGAGUUUCGACACACCGCCAUACAGGACAUUCCACAACACCGGGCCCAGGAUAGAACCUUGCGGGACUCCUGCGGAGAUUGGGAUGCAUUUUGAUCCUCGAUCGAGUUAUAAACAAGUACUCGAUUCUGGAAGUAAUUUGCCAGAAUCUUGUACAGCGACACAGGUACAUGGAUGCUCCUUAGCGCUAUGAAGUCCCAACUGGCGCUAUUGAAUGCAUUCUUCACGUCAAGCAUGACAAUUGCGCAAUAGCGUAUGCCCCUUCUCUUGCGCUGGAGUUCUACCUUCUUCUACUUGGUGACGGAGAGAACACCGUCCACCGUGGAACUGUUCUUCCGGAACCGAGCUGGUUACUUGCCAGACCGUUUACACCCUCCAUGUACUUCAUCAGUCUGAUGAGGAUAAUCCUCUCAAGCAUCUUGUUCGUUUUGUCCAGUAGGCCCAUAUGCCGAAGGGCCCCCGGCGGUUUCCCAGUACUCGGCAAUAAGGUCAACCUCUGCCGUUUCCAUCUCUCCGGGAAUAGGCAGUCAUCCAGACCUCUGCAUGAUUACUCGGAACAGCCCGGGGGCCGUAUUUAUCACCAGCCUGAUUGCCAGGUUAGAAAUUCCGUUCGGUUCCGGUGCCUUGCUCACCUUUAGGGAGUUGGCGAUCACAAUGAGUUCCUCUUUUGUAACCCUUAUCUCUCUUUUGAUCCCGAAACAGCUGUCGUCGCUCACGGAUUGGGUGUUCGGCGGUUGGCCGACCAUCUCUGGUCUAUGUCUGAGAUACUGGAAUGUCGGACGUGGGACUCAACUACCGGAGGCCAUACGCUCCAGCAUCUUCUGGUCUUGACCAUUACGAUCCUGUAGGCGUCACUUCCACGGAUACGUAUUGGCACUUGCGCAUAGCCUAUCAGAGCAGGCUCUCUUGCUUGCUUCAAUUGCAAUGUUUCAAUAAAUGACGUUUCCCUUAAAACUUUUGGUAUAAUAACACAGUGCAACAAAAAUUGACUUUUUUUCUGCCUUGGCUUCUAUAUAUAAUUUUUUUGUGUAUUCUUAUGCAAAACUGUAUUUCCCCGAGUUUGAACAUAUUUCAACUUAAGGGGCAGCAAUGGCGCCAUUUUGAAUUUUUGAGAAACCGGUAAUUUUGGUGUUUUUUUCGACGCCAUUUUGUUUUGAGGCCAAAUAUCAAAAUUCUAACAGUUUGUCCACAUAUUAGCAUCUUUUUACCCAUCUUUUGAAAAAAAAAACAGAUCUUAAAUCGGACAAAAACUGAGCUCAAAACGGUGAUUCUACGAAACCGGGUUUGGCAUAGUUUGAGUAUAUUUUUCACAGAGCAAAAUAAUAUCGUUUAUUUUGAGCAUUAAUGGUAAUUCGCUAAUAUCUUAAAGUGGUAGUCAAAUUAUAUCUUAUUUUGAGUAAAAAAGUCUCAGAAAUCGAAUGGUAGGUGUCUGAUCUACGUAAAAUGUCAGCAGAUAAACCUAUUUUAGUAUUGUAGGGGAAUUGGGGCAAAAUCGACAUUUUGCUGACAUUUUACGUAGAUCAGACACCUACCAUUCGAUUUCUGAGACUUAUUUACUCAAAAUAAGAUAUAAUUUGACUACCACUUUAAGAUAUUAGCGAAUUACCAUUAAUACUCAGAAAUAAUCGAUAUUAUUUUGCUUUGUGAAAUAUACUAAAACUAAGCCAAAAACCGGUUUCGUAGAAUCACCGUUUUGAGCUCAGUUUUUGUCCGAUUUAAGAUCUGUUUUUUUCAAAACAUGGGUAAAAGGAUGCUAAUAUGUGGACAAACUCUUAGAAUUUUGAUAUUUGGCCACAAAACAAAAUGGCGUCGAAAAAACCACAAAAACUACCGGUUUCUCAAAAAUUCAAAACGGCGCCAUUGUUGCCCCUUAAGUAGAAAUAUGUUCAAAUUCAGGGAAAUUUAUUUUCGCAUCAAACUUCAUCAAAAAAUCAUACAUAGUACCCAAGGCAAAAAAAUUGUUGCACUGUGUAAUUAGCAUAUCUUUUCAACUGCAAACUAGUGAACAAAACAACUAAAAUAGAGUCACAAGCUCGAUUUUUGUUCGUUAUGUUUAUGUUAGUUUCAUGUUGUAAGUGGCUCCGCUCUUUUUUUCUAGUUAUAUCAUUUUCCAAAUUUUGCAAUACGCAGAGAGAUUUUAUUCUAUUGUAAAACGAACUAAACGAAACAGAAAUCUCAUUUUGUGUUGGCAAACAGAGGAACUGGAUCGAUGGAGCUUUCAGCCACGCAAUAAAGUAACAAGUUGUAUGGUGUUGCGGCCAGGAAAGAAAUUUAUCAAUUUUUUCUCGGUGCUUGGUUGAUGAUCUUGUUGUAGUUGAAGUUGUAACUUAUGGUAGUGUAAGGAAAGAUGUUUUUCUCUGCCUCCCAGCUGUUUUCGAAUUUAUUUAUUUAUUUAUUGAUUUAUUUAUUCAUUUCCAUCCGACUAUAGGGUCUACAUGAAAUAUAAAAUGAUGGGGAAAAGCCAAAAAUUGACAUAAAAACCCCAUAGCUUUCUGAUGCUUGAUUCUAACAACAUACAGAACUUAGGUCUAAAACAUACGAGUCUAAUUAUAAACAGUAAUGCUAUUAGAGGGAAAGUCAUUAUUUGUUCACAACAAAUAAAUCGUAGUCAAGAUAUUAAAAUAUUCAUCAUAAUUAUAGACAUAACAUUCAAAAUUGCUAGAUGAAUAUUUACUGUCAAUACGGCUCUUAAAGCAUUUUACGUCGGAGCACAUUAGCUCUCUCUCCAAAUUCAAAGAGAUGAGAGUAUUCAUUGAAUAUUGCGCUCAUCGAAUGUAGAGUUGAGUUUUGAAGAUACUCAGUUCUUGCUAGUGGACGACGGAGGAAACCGGCUAGAGAUCUCGAACGCCUGGCUUGGUCACUUAUGCUAAGCUUCCAAGCUUUCCAACAAAGAACUGCAAUCAAUCUCAGACGAAAAGAGCUUGGCAGCGAAAACGGCUUUCAAAAACUUCCGUCUUCUUUCGAACGUUGUAAUACACAGCAAUUGGCAGCGAGCUUCAUAUGGAGGUAGAUCAAGUGGGUUGAGCCAUCGUAGAUUGCUGAGGGCGUCAAACAAACUUGUGUAGGAUGCUUUCAAUUCUGCGAAUAUAAAUUGCAUGAUACGGUGACCAAAUGACGGCAGAAGACUCCAAGUGUGACCGUACUAACGCAAAAUAUAGCGAUUGAAGGCAUAGCGGUUCGUCGAACUCCUGGGCGAUUUUAAAAAAGAAUCCGAGUUAUCGAUUCGCUUUAUCUAUUACAAACUGCUGAUGUGGUCGGAAAGAAAGUUCAGAGUCGAGAUAAACACCAAGAUCUUUUACGACUUCUACAGACUCGAACGUAUGGCUAGCGAUCGUGUAAUCAAAGCGGAAGGCUUCGCGGCUCGAUUUAUGAUGAAACGAGAUUGUUAUACGUUUUUCGAUACUAAGGGUCAUUCAAUUGAUAUUACACCUCGCAGCAAAAUGGUCCAUGUAAGACUGUAGAGUGUCACAAUCAGCCAAACUAGUCACUUUGGUAAAGAGUUUAAAGUCAUUCACGUAAACAAGCUUGCAAUUUCCGGUGAAAAGGUGCGUCGCAUCGUUGAAAAAUAAAAUAAACAGGGUUGACCCGAGAUUGCUGCCUUGAGUAGUUGGUAAACUCCUGAGAUAGAGACGAGCCAACUUUUACUUGUAAAGUUCUUUGUUUUAGGUACGACGCCAACCAGCCACAGGGGCGAGCAGGAAAUCCUAGUUGCUUAAACUUCUUGAGAGCUAUAUCGUGGUCGAUUCGAUCAAAAGCAGCCUUCAAAUCGGUGUAAAUUGCAUCUACUUGAUUACGUCUGGAAGUCUGGAUAUCCCGUCAAAACACAGAGAUGUAAACUCCAUGAGAUUUGUGUCAACUGAUCUGCCAAGCAUAAAUCCAUGUUGCCGUGUAGAAAUGCAUCUGCGACAGUUAAAUAUGAUACCAUUGCUAACUAUUAUCUCAAGCACUUUAGAGCCAGCACAAAAAGACGUUAUCCCUCGAUAGUUUUCAACUAACUGCUUCUUACCCUUUUUGAAUACCGGGAACAUCAUCGAUUUUUUCCAUUCAUAGGGAAGCUGAGCUUGCUGCAUCGAAAGGUUUAGAAUUUUCAAGAAAGGGACUUUAAUCUCCUGCAUGCACCUUUUUAUGAAAUUAAGUGGAACACCAUGUGGUCCAGGCGAGAAUGCAGUUUGCGGAUAGCUUUUAAUAACAUAUCUUCGGAAAUUUGGAAUGUGUCCAAAUCGACCACAUCGGUGGGCACAUUGUCGAGGCAUUUAGGAUCAAUUUCUGCGCAGUUAGGAGCGUUAAAGACACUAGCAAAAUGAUCAGCAAACAGUUCACAUUUUUCCGCAUUAGAAGAAGCCAUCACGUUGUCUUUGUAAAUUGUCACAGGCAACCUAUUCUCUUUAUGCUUUAAUCUUACAAACGACCGAAAUUUGGCUGGGUACUGACAAGGGUAGCUGCUGUUGAACAUCGCUUUCGUGGUGGGAUUUCGAUUCCGAGUGUACUUUCGAAGAGUUGCAGCACGGAUUCCCUUCAAGGAUCGAAGUUGAGCAUUACCCCAUAUAGACUUCGGUGGGGGCUGAAAACGCGGAGUAAAUCUAUACAAAGCGGCUCGAACAAUCGAGUUGAACUGAAGUACAGCUUCACCUACAUUGUUGCAACCGAUGACGGGCUCCCAGUCAACAGUUUGGAAGUAAUCACUAAGUGCUGAAUAAUCGGUUUUCUUAAAAUUCAAUGCUGUCGUGUCCACAUCUUCUAUUAGCGGUAAAGGCGAAUUUACGUUCACAUCAGACACCAGAGCAGGAUGGUUUACAUCCAAUCGUACUAGAGGUUCGUCGGCGCUAGCCGAAAGUGUAUGGCUCGCCCCGUCAUUAAUAUACACCAGGUCCAAGUACCGUCUGUUAAUGUUAAUGACUGGGUUCACUUGCAGUAAGUUGCAUCUUGUGGUACCAUCAAGGAGUAUUCUUGAACCGUCGUUUCGUUCCGACCACGACGUGACGUCUUGAAGUAGUGCUCGAAACGUCAACAUACAUAAAACCGUAACGUGAAGGUUUUUAAGCGAUUUUGGGCUGGUUUUAGUCACCAGCUAGUAUGACGAAUUGUCUUUGCACCAACAAUUGGUCGCGAAGUUUGUGUAUAACGAACAGAGAAGCUUAAGUUUCGACAGCAAAGUGUGGCGCCAAGGCUUCGUUUUGCUCUGUAUUUUCAUAAAUAAUCGAAAUUUACUCAACUUUAAUUCAAAACAACUCAAAAACAAAAUAAUUCAGCUUUGGUUUUUUAAUUGGAAAUAUCAACUAGAAUCAUCUAGUAUCAUUGAAUUACUAUUAUUCUUCAAAAUGCUCAAAUCCAAAAAAAACACUAAAACUGGACCUUCAAAAAAUAGUUUUAUUACAAUUUUCUUCAUUGAACUUUAUAUCAAAAGUGGUUUCGUGUUUGUUUUGGUGGAGAUCACAGUAAACCAACCGAACCAUUUUGUUCGAAUCCAUUGUCUUUAGCUGUAUUUAUUUCCCAUAAAAAAUUUAUUCAAAACGGCGCAAUACAAUUUAAUGUUUAACGGAGCCAAUGUUGUAAUUCUCGUUUUCUAAGGUAUUUAUAAACUACGGCAACUAUUUAAUCCUCGCUGCUAACUACGAGCUUUCUUUAAACUGUAUGUUAAUUUUUCUACUGCAGCAAAGCCAACAAAUGCGCAAUUGCGACCUCUUGUGAAGGCUCGCCACAAUACACUUAUGAUGUUUCCCUUUUUCUCCUUCUAAAUUUGAUCGAAUUUCAAAUCCCCGAGCACCUAGUUGAUGAUAUCGAUUCAAUUGGUUGCUACACUGGCAAUCCUAUUAGCGACUGUUCGACAAGCAAUAUGACACUUGCGUUUUGUGAUUAUCGUAAGGUAUGCUUUCGGAUUUUCUCGUUCGUUCUUUUGUUUAUCGAUUUUGUUACUUCAUAUUGUUCCCCAGAGAUAGUCGAACCACGAGAAGAAAAUUAAAGACCAGAAAAAGCGUAAGCUAGGGAAAGGAAAUUAAGAGUUACCAAUAUUGAGAUGCCACUAUCAUACAACGAUAUAUUGAAGAAUUUUAUAUAUUGUGUAACAAAACCCGUAGUAAACUUUGAUAUAAAUAUACCUAUUCCCACGAUAUUGAUUGCAUGUAAGACUUACAAAGUAAAACACUGUUAUGAUUGCUACUUGGUGUUCAAGGUACAUAUUACUUACUAGUCAACGAUCGUACCGGUGAUCGCAAUAUAUUAACGGCCAAAACAAACAAUAGUGGAAGCAGCCGAAUAAAAAAAUGCACACCAUGCAAUCAUUUCACAUAUAGAGAAGCUAAUGCUGUUAACCAAAGCUCGUGAUUUUUAACACUAUUCGUAAUCGAAAGUUAAUAAAUACUUUUUUCAUAGCUUUUGCCUAUUAUAACAGUAAGGAUGCAUCAUGAUUAUAUUACCCUAGAUAAAUCUUCCAGUUCAGUCUUGUUCUAUUACGAUUAGAGCAAUCUCUAGUGACAUUUUAGCAAAUCAAAAUCAACUGCGCAUGGUUAAUUACUUUCGCAUCUAAGUAGAGUGACGAGAUUCUGUAGACAGACAUAGCAUCAUUUUUCCUACUAAUCCAUCAACACGUAUAAGCGAAUAAAAAAAACAUCGUACCAUAGAUUUCAUUCUAGUUUAAUCUCUUAUUGCAGAGUUAAAGCAACUACUUGUAUUAGUCCGUAUUCAAAUAUAAUUGUGAACUUUUAAAAUAAACAAAAACUAAUCCGUAAGUGAAGACAAAAACGAUAUUAAGUGUAUAUUUUUCAGUGUAACUUUGACAUUUAUGAUUAUUCCUAUCGAAAUAUUAAAUCGAAAUAUAUCAAACAAACUAGAGAAUGGAGGAAGACUAUCAACAAUGGUUACCGGCUAGUCGUACAAUUUCCAAAUAUAUAGUUUGUAGAGGAUAUCAACGUCAACAAAGUUAUGAUUAUUGGUGUGAAAAAAUUCAUCUGUCAAAUCGCCUGACAACCAAUUGCUGGCUAAAAAAAAAUAUUAGCUCUAUGCCGUUUGCGUUCUUCAAUAAGUAAUAACUGUUGAUUCAAUUUUAAACAAGUGUGUAGUUCGAAUAUAAGUUUUGUUGUAAAACUUCUUCCACUUCAUUCAAAAUUACUAAAACAUAAGUUGUACCAGAUGUAGCUGAUUAGAUCAAAGUUCAGAAAUAUAUAAUAGGAACAACAAAGAAUGUUAUAAACACCAACAUACGAGACAAGAUUGAACCAUUAUAGGGAUAAACAUUUACACAGCACACUUACUAAAAACUAUUAUGAAAUGUCGCAAAUAUUUACAGAACACAAUCCAGUUAAGAAACCAAGCAAUGAAAAGAAAAAUAUUGGUUCCUCGCCACUAACAAGAGCGAUCGCGAACGCUUUUGAUUUAUUUGAUUUAAAUAUUUCUGAAAAAAAAGCCAGUCCAUCGGCAUCUCUGCGACCUAGCGUGAGAACGUGAAGGUAGGUAAAUUUAGUAAUCAAGAAUGCCAAAAAAUACGAGUAGUUAAAAGUGGAGAGUAAACAAAAAACAGCGACGAUCCGCUGGGUAUCGAUCGAUUGACAACUGAAUUGAAGCGAAAAAUCUCAUACGUUUUUGAGGUUACGAACAGCGUCAUGCUGUGUUUUGUAAAUCUUACAAUCGAUGUCUUUAAUGUUGUUUUAGACCUGAGUCACCCGAAUAUUACUCAAUGAACGUUUCUUCUGGCGGUUUGAAUUUUAUGAAACGUUUUAAAUUAUGAAGUUGUGAACCAUAAUUUUCAAAUCAGUUGUCCUUUAUCGGUACUCGUAUUGCACCAAACCCAACGAGAGUUAGAACAAAGCCAAAUAAUCGUGUAAGUCAUACAAUUCUUAUAUGCGAUAGAAAGUAAAAUGCGUACGAUAUAAUUUGCUAUCGAAUAAAUCAGCAACAAGAAUAAGUCAGAUACAGACUGAUAUCGCUCAAUACCACAUACAUAUAUAACCGCUAGUUCUGAAAAGUAGGCCUGGUUCGUGAAGGGAUAGCGUGGAAAACAAAAAACUACACAUAUAUAGUCACAAAAUGAUAAACACAAAUCAAUAUAGACAGAAAAAAAGAGUUAUUACUAAUAUAUAGAAUAUAUUAAAAAUGAUUCCUGCCAAAUGUGAUAAAGAAAAUCAUUAGUAAAAAUUUUAACACGCAAUGAAAGGGUAAACCCUUGGAUUGAGAAUCAUGCGUAAUGAGAUUGACAAACAUACAUACAAAUGCACUAAUUCGUAAGACUUUUCUACGAGCGUUUUAUAAGAAGGAUUGCAAAAUCUACAAACAUGAAAACAAGUUAUCUAUAACUGAAAUUUGACGUGGUACUAAUAGCUGUCACAGCGAAUAAGCAAAAAAAGGAGGAAAGGAUGAACCUUAACCAUUUUAACUGAACUGAAAGAAAUGAAAGUCGACGCUUUUAGAAAGAUAAGCAGAAUGUGAGGAUCGAUUAAAUCGAUUUAAUGAGGUGAGGAUAUAUCGAAUCAACCCUGGAGAGACGAAUAACGUUAAAACUAAUAUAAAUCAAACCGACGAGACAAAAGUGAAACCCAAAAGCAAUGGCAUAAGUAGACAAAGAAAUACAUUUCACUAUUACAUACUACCGAUUAUACUACAAAAUGGGCCAACGUAACGAAGACAAACACAGUAGGAAUAACCGCUCGCUUACGGAAGAAGUUUACUGUAAAAAACAAGGAACGAGUUAGCGGUAAGGGAAUAUGUCACGAAAUAGUAAACGCUUACAGAACGAGGAGAAGGUGGAAAAAAUGCAUACCUCGUGCAUGAUGUUAUACGUUCAGAAAUAUCUAAUUUGAAAUAAAUUUAAGGUCGAUGGGUUGAUAUUUUAAUUAUCAUUGGAAGGUUAUAAUUUUGUGUAUUGAUCGUAAAUAUUGUCCUCAACAAAAAAUAUAACAUCUAUUCAAAAGUUUUUCACGUCCCAAUGCCGAUACAAUCGGGAGCGAAUCGUUAAGGAAAAAAUAUGUGCUUGUAUGUACCUGAAACAGAGUACAAAACACAGUAAUAAAAUCGUUGCACUGUUUUCCGACUAAUUUCAAAGUUUCCAAUUGUAUCGAAUCGGUCGAUGAUCCUAUUAAAAUGAAAAUCGUUUCGGAGAGCUUAAAUUCAUAUAGUUCAGCAUUAGCUUAGUACAGUACAGUUUUUGGAUAAUGAACACGAUAUAAUAACACCUGGACACAAAUUUCAUUUUUGCAUCACAUAUCCGACAAAAUUUACGAGCAAUAUUUAGAAAAUUUCUCUACGUAUUGUGUUUCUAGAAUAACAACCUCCUUUUUUAAUUCGUAGGCUUCGUUAAUAAUUUGCUUGAAAAUAUUAAUUGAACAGUUGAUUGCAUCAACCAUAAUUGAUAUAAGUUGCAAAAACGUAACACUAUGUUAAUUGUUGUUCAGCUAACAAAUGGUGCUGAUCCGAAUCAAGUCUAAAUGAGAGCAGCUUCACUUCGCUCGUAAGUAACGUAAACACGAGAAUAAAUAAAUGAGAUGAAACAAAACGUAAAAAACACUUAACGAAUCAAUUUAAUAACCAGCGAAUUUCUACAUGUUUUAUUGUGUUUCUGUGAACAGUAAACUUAUAAAUCGAUAUAUUUUAUUGCAUUGAUAUCCGGAUUAUGAUUAUAUUGAUACACAUUCCUACUGUAAUAAAAACUGAAAGGAAGAAUAAAACACCAUGAAAACUUAAAAA